CCGCGGGUCAGUGAGGGCGGCCUGGGGUCGGCCGCGGUGGAGGGAGUGGCCAUGCUGAUGGGCUCAGCGGCAGGUUUCCUAGGCGGCAGCACCGGUGGCGCUGGAGAGGAGGACGAGAACACGCCUCCCCCCUCGCUGCGGCGGCGGGCGGGUGCGCUGCGCCCCUCCGCGGUGGCUGCCGCCAUGGGCCCGGGGUGGGUGCGGCGGCUGGGGGAGGUGUGCGGCUGCCUGUCGCGACUGGCGCUGGGGCCGGCGGGGGAGGAGGCGGUGGUGGCGGCGGUGUCGCAGCACGUGGAGCGGCUGCUGAGGAG
This is a messenger RNA of Astrephomene gubernaculifera, 311 nucleotides long. The record is from the annotation of a GenBank genome assembly. Lineage: Eukaryota; Viridiplantae; Chlorophyta; Chlorophyceae; Chlamydomonadales; Astrephomenaceae.